Theileria orientalis strain Shintoku is the source of this 423-nucleotide messenger RNA. RefSeq lists its product as hypothetical. The record is from RefSeq and is a predicted model, not a curated record. NCBI's taxonomy places the organism in Eukaryota, Apicomplexa, Aconoidasida, Piroplasmida, Theileriidae. The transcript has 2 exons. Bases 1 to 423 code for a protein of 140 amino acids.
AUGUUUUAUAAAUUUCACGUAAAAUACUUUGUAUUUCUUCUGUUUUUAAAGAGUACCUUGAGUAGUACAAAGCGUGCUCACGAAUACACAUCAUCGCUAUCUGCCAUAAGCUUUGUCGAGUUGGGGAACCCUAUUCUUACUGCCAUUGAGGUAAUGAAGGGAGGUGCUGAUGGCAAGAAGGAGGAGAACUUUGGCGGUGGCAAUUUGGGUGCCUACUACAACUUCAUGUACCCUGACAACUCUGACUAUCCCUGGGCGUGUGUAUGCAACACUGAGGACCUCAAGCUCUGGAAGAAGAAGGAUCAGCCUUACGUGAGAUGCCGUAACCAGGAGGACCUUUCUUUGCAGGACAUUCAGGCCAACUGCGAUCCCAGAAACGUUACUGUUGAGCAGGACUUAUGGAAGGGAUUCUACUUUCUUUAA